This is a messenger RNA of Ostreococcus tauri, 561 nucleotides long. RefSeq names its product unnamed product. The coding region runs from base 1 to 561 and encodes 186 amino acids. Lineage: Eukaryota; Viridiplantae; Chlorophyta; Mamiellophyceae; Mamiellales; Bathycoccaceae. The record is from RefSeq and is a predicted model, not a curated record. The transcript has a single exon.
AUGGCGACCGCGGUGCGAGUCGUCCCGCGCGCGGGCGCUCCGGCGCGCGCGCGCGUCGCCGCGCGGGCGAAGAAGGGCGGCGCAUUCUUGAAGGAGUUUGGGCCCGAGGAUGAAAAACCAACACAGAGCUCGAAGAAGCGCGCGAGCGCGUCCAAGGGCAUGACGGAGAACGAUCAGAGAGGGUUCCCGGCGCUGGAAAAGGUGGAGGGGAGCGAUCCGUUCAGCGUGAACUUGAUGGUGAAGAAAGUGGGACCGAUGAACGUGGUGUGGAACGGAGUCGGGACGCUGCAGGUCCCGGACGCGGGCGAUAAGCGCGCGAGCGUGGACCUGGCGCGGAUAUGUCUGGCGCAGCGCGCGGAGGUAUUGAUCGAGAACUUUGAGCGUUUGUAUCCGAAGAUGAAGUCGGCGCGGGUGGAGUGGGCGAUGCAGCCGUUCGAUGACGCGUACGGCGACCCGUUCGACCCGUUCAUGACGCUCCCGGAGGACCAAGUCGCCGAGUUCGUUCCGGGCAACUUACAAUUCUUGAAGAAGCCGAAGCUCGUCGCCCCCGGGGCGCAGUGA